Seriola dumerili (greater amberjack) is the source of this 6396-nucleotide messenger RNA. RefSeq lists its product as uncharacterized. Bases 113 to 5800 code for a protein of 1895 amino acids. The transcript has 24 exons. The record is from RefSeq and is a predicted model, not a curated record. Gene Ontology annotation, molecular function: guanyl-nucleotide exchange factor activity. Lineage: Eukaryota; Metazoa; Chordata; Actinopteri; Carangiformes; Carangidae.
CUAAACAUGGCAAGUCUAUCAGCACGGAGCCCAGGGAGGCUGUCUGCAGAGGAUUAUCAGGAACAAAAAUGAAAAAACUUUGUGCCUGAUAAGAGGAGAAACUCCUGCAAAGAUGAACCCAGAAUCUCUGGACUCAUCCAUCCAGAGCGCCCUCUCAGCUCUCUUCCCGCCUUUCGAGGCCACAGCGCCCAUCGUCCUCAGCCAGUUGUUUCGCACCAUUGAGGAGCGUUACCACGGUGAUGCAUUGCAGUGCCUGCUAGAUUUCCUCAUCCCCUCCAAACACCUGUUGGAGAGUGUCCAACAGGCAGCAUGUGCUGGAUACUCUGAUGUGGUUUUCCGCUGUGAGGGCUGGCCUCUAUGUCUCCAUGACAAAACCGUCAUCCAGUUAGCACCUGUGAACCCCUUGCUUCUGCGUCCUGGAGAUUUCUAUCUACAGGUGGAACCUUUCGGGGACCAAGCGGCUCGCAUUGUCCUCAAAAGUCUUCUGGAAGAGGGCUGUCGAGAAGUGGAGGAGACCCCCGUGCCUGAAACUUCGUACCCCAGCAUCUUCACUGAAGAUUGGCUGCAGGACAUCAAUGAAGGACGCCAUGGAACUCCUCUGUCACGCUGCUUGCUUUGCACAGAUCAGGGAGUGAUCACAUUUCCCUGGGCCAAAAUAGCUAUCCCAGAAUUUCUGGACAAGCCUAAGAUCAUGCCCAGUUAUCGGGAAGCUCCUCCUGAGCCGAAGCAGAUCUCAGUUCCCUCCCAUUUUAACUCCUCCACCCUCCCGAUAGAAGCGGCGAUUUUCUCUGCAAAAGACAGGAUGUCAGCAUCUUUGAGACCUGUGGACUGUUCUUCCAGACUUGUCAAAAUGGAGCAUGAAAGAAGAAUGCCAAAAUCAUACUCCAAACCUUUAAUCAAACCUGUGGGUUGGGUUUCUCCUAAUACCUGGGACAGUCGUAACUAUCCAGAGAUUGAGGGUGACUAUGUAGACCUGGUGGAUAUCGCCAAAGGGAAGGACUUUGUAGAUAAACAGAGAGACAGCCACCAAAAUCCACCCAAUUCAGCUUUGUUCAAACCUGUGACACCUACACCUGCACCACUUGGGCAUAGUGUUCCCUGUGGGCGCACCCUCCAGUAUGCAGAGGAGCCUUGUACGCCAUGUAGCCAGAGAAAGCUGGGGCAGGAGCUCACUGAACACGACUUAAAGUGUCGGUACAGAGACUCUUACCUGGCAGCACUGAGAAACCCAGUCCCUUUUGAGAGGGGGAGUGUAGACCUCCUGUCUGCUCUGGAGGAGGUCGGCCUUUGUGAAGAGGGGGAGUUAAGAUCCAGGGGUUUGUUUGUAGCUUCAAGAGAUGAAUUUGGAAGCAUUUGCAACCACUCUAAAGAGGCUGUGAUACGUCAUGAGCUCUGCCAACACAAACACUGUUGUGAAACAACACCAGAAAACUUUGCGUCUGUCCUUAAAGACAAUCCUACGAGUUCUGAAUCUGAAAACCUUAUGAAGGAAUCACCCACGAUUUUGAAAUCGUCCCCUGGUUUGAGCCAUAGUCACAGAGUUCAGACAAAACUUAUUUCCCACCCAUUAGGACAUAAUGUCAGUGUGCAUCCAGGGUCAGAUGUGUGUCUUGGAGAGGGAGACAUGAAACCACAGCAGAAGGUGGAGGUUGUAAAACCAUCGGGGAAACACAAAGUUAAGAUGAGGUCUCUGUCCACUGUGUCAGAGACACCUAAGGGGAGUCCACUUCUCUACAAACUCAACAACAGGAGCCACAGUGAUAUUUGCCCUGAAACAAUCUCCAGCAUAAUCCAGUGUAAAAAAGGGGAACUGUUGGAUCAGGUGACUCCGAAGCUUGAAAGACUGGCCGGAAAGUGUUCAAAAAGAGACUCCCACUCAAGCAGAUGUGAAACUUCCUCCACCACAGAUGGAGCCACCUCCAGACUCCACAACUCCAAGAUAGAAAAGCCAUCAUCUCCGCAAGUCCAGAUUCCGUCCGCAAGUUCUGACACGUCGCAGCCUCCACAAACAGAAGAAUCCAUUUUCAGAAGCAUCAGUGGUCUGCUUGAAUUAGGCAUUAUUUGUUUGCCAGGCAGCAGGGACAGGACAGGCAGAGCAGUUGUGGAGGUUCAUGGUGACAGAAAGGAGUGGACAUCCCCCUUUGUAUCAGCUCAGAAUGUGUGCGAGUUGCUGCUCUACCUACACUCCAUACCAAGGAAAGAUGUUCGAGAGCUGGGAAUGACUUUGGUCAUCAAUGCCAGGAAAAAGCCUCCUCCACUCCACCUCUACAAAGCUCUGCUGAUGGCCCAGGAGCAAGCUCUUCAUGCUGUGCACAGUAUCGUGAUGCUGAUGGAUAAAGACACUUGUCCACGCCCUGAAAAACAGCCCGGGCUGCAGAUGGACAUGGUGACUUCCAUGAAAGCCCUCAACAAGACAGUUGAAGCUUCCCAGCUGACAUCUGACCUGGGCGGUACCUUUACUUACAGCCAUACAGACUGGCUGCAGUUCUACCAGAGGCUGGUUUCCUUCAUGACUAACCUGCAAGGGGCAGACAGCUUGCUGCAGAGGGCCAUCAGAAAAGUAGAUGGCAGCAAAAAGAUAGACACUGCCCAGGAGGUGCAGCAAUGCAUUCAGGAACAGAGGGCUUCAAUGAAAGAGGUGCUAGAGGACACUCGACUGGUUAGUCUGCAGAGAGAGGGAGGGGCUGUUCUGGCCAGGAUGAGGAGAGAGGAGAGAGGAUUUCCACAGUCUGAAGACUACAGAGAUGCUCUGGAGUCAGUAACGAGUCUGUAUAACCAGGUGGAGGAGAAGCUCCACAUGCUGGUGAUGAGAUCGAAUGAGUCACUGCAGCAACUGGAGUUCCUCUUCAAGCUCAGAGAGAUGGAGGCCAAAAUCAGCAUGGCUGGGACCUGGUUCAAUACAGAAGGCGAACAAAGACUGACGGACUCUUACACAACAGAUAAUACCCUGGUGUGCACAGAAAAGGCUUUGCAGCACUUUGAACAGUUUCUCAUUCAGUGCAAGGAGAAACAACAGCAUGCUCUGACCCUGGUGACGGAGGCAGAGGGACUUGUAGGUACCAGUGACUCCAGUCCUGCAACAGAUAUUUUUCGUACUCUGGUCAGCACUUUCAAAUCCAAUAUGGAUGGCUUUAUGUUGCGGGCAGAAAAGAGGUCCAAAGAACUGGACACUCUGGUGCAUGUGUACCGCUUCUGCUAUCAGGCGUCUGCCCUGGCCAAGGAAUGCAGUCAUUUUUUGGAGCAGGUAGGGCAGGGGUGUUACUCAGCUCAGAUCCUAAGCACACUCCAGAUGUAUGAAGAGAGAUUAGGUGGCGAAUUCUCUACCCCGCACUUCCAGGCUCUGAGAGUUAAGGCCUGUGGUGUGGGAUCAGGGGCCUCUGAGGUUAUGAAGGUGUGGAAUGCAACUUGGGUCCAGUGCCAAGAAGUAAGGCAGUGUCUUGAGGAGAUGCAGAAGAAGAAAAACGUAGAUAAGAACCAGAUCCAGCAGGCCACAGCUGCAAACUCUCAAGGGGAAGAUGGAGGAAUGAAGAAGGAGAGAAGGACUGAGGUGGGGGAGGAUGAAUCCUCCCUGACACAGCUGCCAACCUCUCCUAAAGAGGUGGACAAUAGCUCAGAAAAUGCAAGAGAAAGCAUCACUGCUGCAUGUUCCAACCACCAUUUAAAACCUGACUUGAGAGGGUGCGAGAAAGGAGAACAUCAUGCACAGAAAUUAACUGAUGCAAAAGUUGAAAAUGAGAAAACAACUCCUGUUUUUUUACAAAAUGUUGACUGUCAUCCAAAAACCAAAUGGAGGCUAAGAGAGCACCACAGCGAGGCAGAUCUGAGGGGCACAGACUCCACCGAAGUGGGCGAUUAUUUUCCAUUGCACAAAGCCUUGGGUCGGUCCCUAAGCGAGGGAUCAUGUGUUAGCUCUCAUUUGACGAGCAUCUCUGGCUUUUCACCUUUAAAUGUAAGACACAAACACUGUCAGAACAGGAUACAGCCACUGGGACAAAAUCUGCAGCCUGUCAAAAAUCUGCCCAUUUCCCAUAAAGAGAGUUUACACCCAGGAAACUUGAGCUGCAAGUCAAAAAGAGACAGUAAUGAGGAGGAGGGAGAAGGAUGCACAGUCUCCACCCAGAGCCCUAAAGAUUUAAGGACCCCAGAGACAUUACUCACACCAGCAGAAAACAAUGGCAGCAAUGUAUUGAAACUGCGGAGGAUAAUGGAGGAGCUGCUGUCCACAGAGAGGGAGUACGUGAAGGCUCUGGGUUAUGUCCGAGAACACUACUUCCCUGAGCUGGAGAGGGCCGACGUCCCUCAGGACCUCAGGGGCCAGAGGGGGAGCAUCUUCGGUAACCUAGAAAAACUCCACGACUUCCACCGACACCAUUUCCUGAAUGAGUUGGAGAGCUGCGUGAAUGAACCCUUCAGAGUGGGACGCUGCUUCCUACGACAUAGAGAGAGCUUUGCUUUGUAUGCCCUUUACAGCAAGAACAAACCACAGUCUGAUACUCUUCUCAUCAAUCAUGGACAGGCUUUCUUCAAGCAAAAACAGCUGAGGCUGGGGGAUAAAAUGGACCUGUGGUCGUACCUGCUGAAGCCCGUGCAGCGCAUCAGUAAGUACAGCCUGCUGCUGCAGGACAUGAUGAGAGAGUGUGGUCUGGGGCAAACCAGAGAGAUGGCUGAGGUCAAGGCCGCCCUGGAGGUCAUUCACUUCCAGCUCCGCCAUGGCAACAACCUGCUGGCCAUGGACGCCAUCCACAAUUGUGACGUUAAUCUGAAGGAGCAGGGACAGCUGAUACGCCAAGAUGAGUUUGUGGUAACAUUCAGAAAGAAGAAAUGUUUCCGCCACAUUUUCCUCUUUCAAGAACUCCUCCUCUUUAGCAAAACUCGUAAGACCGAUGUAGGAAAUGACACAUAUAUCUACAAACAGUCAUUCAAGACAUCAGAUGUAGGCAUGACCCAAAACAGCGGUGAGAGCGGCCUGUGUUUUGAGAUCUGGUUCAGGAAGAGGAAAACCCAGGACACAUACAUACUCCAAGCACUUAGCCGGGAGGUGAAGGGGGCUUGGACCAAGGACCUGGAGCGGAUCCUCUGGGAGCAGGCAGUACACAACAGAGAGGUCCGUAUGCAGGAGCGAGUGUUCAUGGGUAUCGGAAACAAGCCUUUCAUGGACAUCCAACCCAGUGAAGCAGCCAUCAACGACAGAGCCGUCAACUAUGUGCUGAUGGGAAGAGUCUCUGCAGAAAACAAGGUGUUGUCCUCUGUGGGGUCAUGUGGGGCACAGGACGGGCUCCCGGGGAGUCGGCCAAAAUCUGUUGGUUCAGGAAGCUUUACAUCUUCUUCCUCUUCCUCUGGAGGAGGGUCCCUGUCCCCUGUGGGAUAUGGGUGUGGGCCAAAGCGGCGGGUGGUUAUGGGGGUGCUUGCAGGAUACGUAUCACCCCCUGGAGCUCUGGAAGAAGAUGACCUCGACCAUGAGAGUGGGAAUCAGAUCCUAAUAUUGGACAGCUCCGAGUCAUCGGGAGAGAGUGUCAGCGGCUUCAGCAGUUGCAGUCACAGCUACCACUCCGCUGUCGGAGGAGAGGCGGAGGACACCUCCUCUGUCUGUGCCUCCGUAACCACUGUUAAGGGGGCUGCGGCUGCUCAUCGAGCUGAAACUUCUGCUGCUUUCCACAAACCAAAUGCUCUGGCAGGAUCCCCAGAGAAAACCCAACCACCAGUUGCACCAAAGCCCAAACCCAAACCACAGUACCAGGCCAAGGAUCUCCCCUGUGGCAAGGUUCAGAACACCAGCGUUGGAAGAUCCACUGAGGUUUGACCUGUGAGAGACGGUACAAGAUCUGAGGCAAACCAAGAAAAGCCGAGAGAAGUCUGCUAAUGUCUGCGUGAAAGAGGAAACUAUUUAAACAGACACCCUUUUAUACAAGCAGUUACUGUAAUAAUCCAUUACCACUCUGUAAAUACAUGUUUAAUCUCACCACUAAAAGGAAGGGUCUGAAAAAUGUCGAUAUAUGUACAUGACUUUGCAUGGUGUGUCUAGUUUCAUAGAUCAUUUGGAGGAUCAUAGAGUUGCUAGAGUCUUUGUGUCUAUGCUUACAUGUUAUAACAAAAUGCUACACUACACGGCAGUUUGAAAACGUGGCUAAUUUCAUUGUGGUAGAAUAAAAAAACAAUAAAUAACAUCCUACAGUAAAUGUAUUGCCUUUUGUACAGAUUUAUCAAACUUAAUUACUUAUUUUCUCUGAAAAAAAAUUACAUUCACUCUGUCUUUUUUUUAACAGUUUUGUAUAAACUCACGUUACUGCUAUGAAGAUAUUGAUGUAUGUAACAAUUGUAUGGCUUUCUGUUUGAAAUACAGAAUAUUUGCAGUAAUGAAGUGUUUGUCUUUAUCUGUGUUUUUACAAUAAACGUCAC